Messenger RNA from Cladophialophora psammophila CBS 110553, 1122 nucleotides. RefSeq lists its product as uncharacterized. The transcript has a single exon. The record is from RefSeq and is a predicted model, not a curated record. NCBI's taxonomy places the organism in Eukaryota, Fungi, Ascomycota, Eurotiomycetes, Chaetothyriales, Herpotrichiellaceae. Bases 1 to 1122 code for a protein of 373 amino acids.
AUGUCUGACGACGAAGCCGACCCCGAACUCCUGGCCCUCCUCCGGCAGUAUUUGGGCCUGGGUGGACAUGAACACGCCACCGCACCACCGUCGACGGGCGUCUUAGAGUCAGCGGAAUACAUCUACGACAACGCCAUCGACGUCGCCAUCUCCAGCACCGGCACCAAGAAAGCAGCAGAACACAUCUACCGUCUCAUGCAAUCGAAAGGCUACUCCACAGGGACCUGGUCAACACAUGAGCUGCAUCCCAAACUGUCCGAAACCGGCGAAGAGGAGACGGUGGAUUUCAUAUUUACCAUGAACCUGCUGAAUUUCUCCUUUUGGUCCGAGCUGCCUGAAAGUGAGAGGUUCGCAGUGGAGUACAAGGGCCGGAGGUGGACGGGAUACUGGUCUCUCAUCGCGGCACUGCAAAGAGCCUUGAAUGAAGGGUAUACGAUCACCAGUCCGGACUUCUGGCAGGACCGUGAUGCUUGUCCGGAUAGUGUCUUUGAACACAUCUUCCGGUCCUCCACGCAGGAGCCGAUACCUUUGCUUAAAGAACGGAUCGCCAUCCUCCGCGAAGCCGGUUCCAUCCUUUACGAGCACUUUGGCUGCAAACCAACGAACAUCAUCCGUCGCGCGAACGGCUCCGCGUCAGGCUUGGUGAGCAUACUGGUCGAAUACUUCCCCAACUUCCGGGACGUUGCCUGUUUCCAGGACAGGGAAGUGCGUCUGUACAAACGCGCGCAGAUCCUGGUGGCAGAUCUCUGGGCGUGCUUCCAGGGCACGUCCUACGGCGCCUUCUCCGACAUUGACUCGUUGACCAUGUUUGCCGACUACCGCAUCCCGCAAAUGCUGCAAGGACUGCAUUGCGUGAUGUACUCACCCCGGCUGGAAUCAAGGAUCUCCCGUCAGGAGAUGCUGAAGACCGGGGCGGAUAUGGAAAUCGAAAUCAGAGGGUGCAGCAUCUGGUGCGUAGAAUUGAUUAGGAGGGAGAUUCUGAGAAAGCAUCCCGAGGCCAAAGGAAAAGUCAAUGCCAUCUUGAUAGAUUUCUUCUUGUACGAUACGUGUAAGGAGAUGGAGAGGGGCGGUGAGAUAGAGGAGUUAUUGCCACAUCAUCGCACAAGGUCGAUAUUCUACUAG